Messenger RNA from Phoenix dactylifera (date palm), 1110 nucleotides. Its product is annotated as DNA sliding clamp PCNA. The record is from RefSeq and is a predicted model, not a curated record. Gene Ontology annotation, cellular component: PCNA complex. NCBI's taxonomy places the organism in Eukaryota, Viridiplantae, Streptophyta, Magnoliopsida, Arecales, Arecaceae. Gene Ontology annotation, molecular function: DNA binding; DNA polymerase processivity factor activity. Gene Ontology annotation, biological process: leading strand elongation; mismatch repair; regulation of DNA replication.
AUUUUCCUGUUCUCCAAGGCCCCAACCCGCCUCUUAUCUCUCUUUCCCAGAGAAAACGGAGGGCUCUUUCUCUCGAGAGAGAGACGAUGUUGGAGCUCAGGUUGGUGCAGGGAAGCCUCCUGAAGAAGGUCCUGGAGGCGAUCCGGGAGCUGGUGAACGAUGCCAACUUCGACUGCUCGGCCACGGGCUUCUCCCUCCAGGCCAUGGACUCGAGCCACGUGGCGCUGGUGGCUCUCCUCCUCCGAUCCGAGGGCUUCGAGCACUACCGCUGCGACCGCAACCUGUCCAUGGGCAUGAACCUCAACAACAUGGCCAAGAUGCUCCGCUGCGCCGGCAACAACGACAUCGUCACCAUCAAGGCCGACGACGGCAGCGACACCGUCACCUUCAUGUUUGAAAGCCCCAAUCAAGAUAAGAUUGCGGAUUUUGAGAUGAAGCUUAUGGACAUUGAUAGCGAGCAUCUCGGCAUUCCAGAUGCCGAGUACCAUGCCAUUGUUCGAAUGCCAUCGGCGGAAUUUGCAAGGAUUUGCAAGGAUCUCAGCAGCAUUGGUGAUACUGUUGUUAUUUCAGUAACCAAGGAAGGUGUGAAGUUUUCAACUGCUGGAGAUAUCGGAACUGCAAACAUUGUUUGCAGACAGAACAAGACUGUCGACAAGCCAGAGGAAGCAACCAUCAUAGAGAUGCAAGAGCCAGUGUCCUUAACUUUUGCUCUGAGGUAUAUGAACUCCUUCACCAAGGCAACGCCACUAUCUGAAACUGUGACCAUCAGCCUUUCUUCGGAGCUUCCCGUGGUUGUUGAAUACAAGAUUGCGGACAUGGGUUACAUACGGUUUUAUUUGGCUCCCAAGAUUGAAGAGGAUGAGGAGGAUAAGAAGCAUUGAGCAUAAUUUAUUUGAGUUUUUUUCUUUCCCAUCUCUGUUUCUUUAUGUUUUUUCUCUGGAAAAGAGUUGGUCUGCUUACAUUUGUACGGUUUUCGUAAAUUUCUAGUAGACUGAUCAUAUUUUUCUGAGUUCUUAGUGGUAGAUUUUUGCUGUUUUUUUUCUCCUUGUCGUGAUGAUCCAUGAGCUAUGACGGACAAGCAUGGGAGUCCCGUGCCGUUCUGCAAGAAAA